Otolemur garnettii (small-eared galago) is the source of this 1863-nucleotide messenger RNA. RefSeq names its product baculoviral IAP repeat-containing protein 2-like. Gene Ontology annotation, molecular function: ubiquitin protein ligase activity; cysteine-type endopeptidase inhibitor activity involved in apoptotic process. Lineage: Eukaryota; Metazoa; Chordata; Mammalia; Primates; Galagidae. Gene Ontology annotation, cellular component: nucleus; cytoplasm. The record is from RefSeq and is a predicted model, not a curated record. Gene Ontology annotation, biological process: positive regulation of protein ubiquitination; regulation of cell cycle; negative regulation of apoptotic process.
AUGCACAAAACUAUCUCCCAAAGACUUGUCCUAAGUCCCUUACCUCAAGAAAUUAAUAGUAUAAUGGAAGAUAGCCCGAUCUUGUCAAAUUGGACAAAUGACAACAAACAAAAGAUGAACUGUGACCUUUCCUGUGAACUGUACAGAAUGUUUACAUAUUCAGCUUUCCCCGCUGGUGUUCCUGUCUCAGAAAGGAGCCUUGCUCAUGCUGGUUUUUAUUACAAGGGUGUGAAUGACAAGGUCAAAUGCCUCUGUUACAGCCUGAUGCUGGAUAACUGGAAACAAGGAGACAAUCCUAUUAAAAAGCAUAAACAGCUGUAUGCUAGCUGUAGCUUUAUUCAGAAUCUGGUUUCAGCUAGUCUGGGAUCCACCUCUAAGAAUAUUUCUCCAGUGAGAAGCAGUUUUGCACAUUCUUUAUCUCCCACUUUGGAACAUGGUGGCUCAUUCAGUGGUUCUUAUUCCAACCUUUCACCAAACCCUCUCAAUUCUAGAGCAGUCAAAGACUUCUCUGCAUUGAGGACUAACCCCUACAGUUAUGCAAUGAGUACUGAAGAAGCCAGAUUUCUUACUUACCAUUUGUGGCCCUUAACCUUUCUGUCACCAUCAGAAUUGGCAAGAGCUGGUUUUUAUUAUAUAGGACCCAGAGAUAGGGUAGCCUGCUUUGCUUGUGGUGGGAAGCUAAGUAACUGGGAACCAAAGGAUGAUGUUAUGUUAGAGCACCGGAGACAUUUUCCCAACUGUCCAUUUUUGGAAAAUUCUCUAGAAACUCUGAGGUUUAGCACUUCAAAUAUGAGCACGCAGACAUAUGCAGCUCGAAUAAGAACAUUUAUGUAUUGGCCAUUUAGUGUUCCAGUUUGGCCUGAGAAGCUCGUAAGUGCUGGUUUUUAUUAUGUGGGUCGCAAUGAUGAUGUCAAAUGGUUUUGUCGUGAUGGUGGCUUGAGGUAUUGGGAAUUUGGAGAUGAUCCAUGGGUAGAACAUGCCAAGUGGUUUCCAAGGUGUGAGUUCUUGAUACGCAUGAAAGGGCAAGGGUUUGUUGAUGAGAUUCAAGGUCGAUAUCCUCAUCUUCUUGAACAGCUAUUGUCAACUUCAGAUACUCCUGGAGAUGAAAAUGCUGAUCCACCAAUUGUUCAUUUUGGAUCUGGAGAAAGUGCUUCAGAAGAUGCAGUCAUGGUGAAUACACCUGUGGUGAAAUCUGCCUUGGAAAUGGGCUUUAGUAAGCUGGUAAGACAGACAGUUCAGAGCAAAAUCCUAACUACUGGAGAGAAGUACAAAAUAGUCAAUGAUAUUGUAUCAGCUCUUCUUAAUUCUGCAGAUGAAAAAAGAGAAGAGGAAAAGGAAAGGCAAGCUGAAGAAAUGGCAUCAGAUGACUUGUCACUAAUUAGGAAGAAUAGAAUAGCUCUCUUUCGGCGGUUGACGUGUGUGCUUCCUAUCCUGGAUAAUCUUUUAAAGGUCAAUGUAAUUAAUAAACAGGAACAUGAUAUUAUUAAACAAAAAACACAAAUACCUUUACAAGCAAGAGAACUGAUUGAUACCAUUUUAGUGAAAGGACAUGCUGCAGCCAACAUCUUCAAAAACUGUCUAAAAGAAAUCGGUUCUACAUUAUAUAAGGACUUAUUUGUGGAUAAGAAUAUGAAGUAUGGCUCGUAUAUUCCAACAGAAGAUGUUUCAGGUCUGUCACUGGAAGAACAGUUGAGGAGCUUACAAGAAGAAAGAACUUGUAAAGUGUGUAUGGACAAAGAGGUUUCCAUUGUAUUUAUUCUUUGUGGUCAUCUGGUAGUGUGCCAGGAAUGUGCCCCUUCUCUAAGAAAAUGCCCCAUAUGCAGGAGUAUAAUCAAGUGUACUGUUCAUACAUUUCUCUCAUAA